AAAUCUGAAGCGCUAAUUUCUCGAGAAAAGAAUGCUAUUGAGAGACUUCAAAAGCACCAGGAGAUUGAAGCAAAAGAAAUUUAUAUCCAGAGGCAGGAUUUGCUGAAAGACAUUGAAAUGGUAAGAAGUAGAGAAGCUGAACUAAAGCAAAGAAUGGAAGCUUUCAAAUUAGCCCAGAAGCUACAAGAAGAAAAAUAUAAAACCCAGGAAGAAUCCUUGAGAAGAAGGGAGCUGAAUGUGGGGAACAUGGAGGAGGCAUAUGAACAAAGGCUCAAGAAUGAACUUCUAAAAUAUCAGCUUGAAUUAAAGGAAGAAUACAUAACCAGAUCUAAUAGAGUGCUUGAAGAAGAACAAAAGAAUAAAGAGAAAGCUAUGCGUUUGCAAGAAGAAGCCAAUGCUAUUAAUUCAAGAAGGGAAGAACUCAGGGAAGCUAUAUCUCAUGGCAAAAAUCUUGAGCUUGAAUUGGAUUCUCUCAAAGAACAAAUUUUAUUAGUAACAAAACAAAACCAGUCACUGAGUGAAAAAAUUAAAGAUACUACUGAUUAUUUACUUUUAAAAGAAGAUCGACUGGAGCUUCAGGCACAAAAUAAAUUGCUUAAACAACAAAUGGAAGAAAUUCGAAGUGAAAACAUGCACCUCCAAAGAAAAUCUACUCAGCCAUCACCUGAGUUCAUAGCCUUACAGAAAGAAUCAAAGAUGACAGAAAAUGCAAGAAAGCUUGAACAAAAGGCAUUUGAGACUGAGAAACAAUCCCUAGAAAAACGACUCCAAGAUGAGGUUGAACGUUGUUCAUUACUGAAGAACCAGAUAUUGGAUUAUGAAGUUUCUACAAGGAGGUUAAAUAUGCAGAUCGAUGACUUGAAAUUGCAACUUAGACAAACCCAGGCAGCUUUAGAAAAUGAAGUAUACCGAAAUUCAAAGCCAUCGUUGGUUGAUCACUCAGGCAUUAAUUUCACAAGUGACAAGGCUGUACCUCAUGAUAAUUAUAUAGAUAAUUUCUUGAAGAAUCGACUCUUUUCUGAUGAUAUUGUCCAGUCUGAAGAUAUUCCAAGGAACAGGUAUUACCAGCAUCCCAGAAUUGAGAGUGAUACCACAGAUACUGACCUUGAAUUUGUAGCUAAUACUAAAGCAAGGGUAAAAGAACUAGAGAAAGAGGCAGAACACUUAGAAGAAGCCUACAGGAAUUACCAGCAACGAGUUUCUCAAGCCACAAUGAAAAGCAUUUCACCAGCAAGGAGUCAGUCUCCUUUAUUUAUACCAGAAAUUUUAAGUAGUAGCAUUCUUGAAAAAAAUAUGUUUGCAGAGAACAAAUUUGUUUCUGAGCAGCUUCCACUCAGCAGUUCAAAAGAUGAAAGGGGUGAUGGGAUUACUGAUUACCAAACUCCACAGCAAAGGAAAGCUCUUUCCCCCAGACAUCUUUCCUCUACUCCACGUCCAAAAGCAAGGAGAAGCCUUAGUAGCCAGAUCUAUUUAGGAGGUAACAAUGGUUCAUUUGUUGGGUCUCCCUGUCCACCUGCUGACAAAAUUCCAUCACCAAUUCCAAAGACAAGUCAACCUCUUUCUGCUCCCAAUAUCUCAGUUACUUGCUUACCAGGCAAUCAUGAACAGAAUUCAAGUAAUUCUGAGAAGCACACGGAUCAAGAUAUAAGUGGAUUUUCAGAUUCGGAGAAAUUAGGCAUUGAAGAUGUUCAAAAUCAGUCUUCUUUAGAAUAUGGUGGGAACAUUCCAAAGCAACUUGAAAAAGAUGUGCUAUAUCAAGCGGGAGAUAAGGUUCCCACUAACAAUGUCAUAAACAAUGAGCCAACAAUAACUACUUUUCAUCAAGGCCCAAAUUUAGAAGAACAGAACACAGAAGAAAAAUGGGAAGAGGAACGGAAAGAGAGAGAAGAAAAGCGACAGAGAGAAAGAUUGGAAAUUUUUGAAAGAGAACAAAAAGAACUACAAAGACUGAAUGAAGAAAUGAUAUUACUUGAAGAAUCAUUAAAAAGUGAAGUAGAAAAAGAUGCUAAAGGGUUAGAAAUCAUCGAAAAAGAAUUGGAAAACAAAGAAAUUGUCAACCCUUUAGAAAAAUAUAUGAAAAUUAUCCAGCAGAAUAAAGAACAGGAAUCAGUUAAGAGCUCAAAAAAAGAAGUUUUGGAAGAAGCAUCUAUAGAAGAAACACUGUUAUCUAAUGAUAAAGCUGAGAGUUUGUCAGCUUCUGAAGAACCAGAUGACUUCUGGUAAGAUGUUUGCUUCCUGGACUCAUACUUAGAGCAGUGUCAUGUAUCAAGUAUAGGCCCAGGUUUUCAUUGUUGAAAGCCGGAAUAUUUAAUAAAGAUUUUACAUA
This is a messenger RNA of Gracilinanus agilis (Agile Gracile Mouse Opossum), 2326 nucleotides long. Its product is annotated as oral-facial-digital syndrome 1 protein-like. The record is from RefSeq and is a predicted model, not a curated record. The annotation marks the transcript as partial. The transcript is spliced from 2 exons. Gene Ontology annotation, biological process: epithelial cilium movement involved in determination of left/right asymmetry. Gene Ontology annotation, cellular component: ciliary basal body; centrosome. NCBI's taxonomy places the organism in Eukaryota, Metazoa, Chordata, Mammalia, Didelphimorphia, Didelphidae.